AUGUAAAAAAACGUUGCUAAAAUAGUGUCUUAAAAUUUCAAAAAUAUUAUUAUGGGUAGUUUUGUUAACUCAAAAAUUUAAAAGAUAAAAACAGAAGAGUUUUUUUAUUCAGAGUAUGACAAGACAUUUUUGAUGUCAGAUUAUAUUUAAAACUGUAUUAAAUAGGAAUAACUCAUUAUUCCAGUUGAUUUUUCAAAAGAAAGUAGAUUUGAUGAUUUUGCUGAAGAUCACUUUGAUUUUGGAAGCAUAAAAAAUGAAUAAUGA
Paramecium primaurelia is the source of this 264-nucleotide messenger RNA. NCBI's taxonomy places the organism in Eukaryota, Ciliophora, Oligohymenophorea, Peniculida, Parameciidae. The record is from the annotation of a GenBank genome assembly.